Molecule: messenger RNA, 7537 nt
Organism: Triplophysa dalaica
Lineage: Eukaryota; Metazoa; Chordata; Actinopteri; Cypriniformes; Nemacheilidae
Gene: nfasca
Product: neurofascin homolog (chicken) a
Exons: 33
Coding region: 376-4491 (1371 amino acids)
Biological process (GO): brain development; cell-cell adhesion
Molecular function (GO): cell-cell adhesion mediator activity
Source: RefSeq, a predicted model, not a curated record
AUAGAGACAGAGAGAGAGAGAGGGAAUGUCUGAGAUAGUAAGAGCGUGUGGAUGCACCAAGAGAUAACUGACCCCAGAAGGCACAUCAUUAAGGAGCUACACAUGCUUUACAUCUUGAUGACACAGAGAGUCUAAGGAUUUUAUACCAGGUGGCACAUAUAAGAGAGAGGAGUCAACUCUAAUAGGAAUGACAGGCCAGCUCACUCUUAUCAGAACCGGAGACCUUGCCUGAGAGGUAUUAGAAGUCUCUGCCAACCUCCGUCAUAAAAGUGGCCACAUUAUCCGACAAUUUUGUGUCAUACAGGGUGACUCAAAGCGUGCUGCUAAAUCAGUAGGGAGUUGGGACGGGAGGGGUCAGCCAAUCGGAGGUGAGAGAUGUGGACGCAGGGGCAGUGGGCGGCACUGGCAGUGUUGUCAAUAAUCUUGCUUCUGUCAAAGGAGGCGGAUCCAAUUGAAGUCCCACUAGACCCAAAGAUCCAACAAGAGUUGAAACAACCCCCCACCAUUGUGAAGCAAUCACUAAAGAAUUACAUUGUGGCCCCCGGAGAUAGCAUCAUCAUUGAAUGCGAGGCCAAGGGGAACCCGGUGCCAACGUUUCAGUGGAGGCGAAAUGGCAAGUUCUUCAACGUGGGGAAGGACCCGUGGGUUACCAUGCGGACACGGUCGGGAACGCUGGAGAUCAUAAAAAGCGGGAAACCGGAAGAUUACGAGGGAGAGUACCAGUGUUUCGCUUCCAACGACUAUGGCACGGCAAUUUCCAACAAAAUCCUGCUACGAGUCUCAAAGUCUCCUCUGUGGCCAAAGGAAGUUCUGGACCCAGUGGUUGUGCGUGAAGGGGCAUCGCUCGUCCUCCCCUGCAACCCACCUCCUGGACUCCCCCCUCCUUUAACCUUCUGGACGGACAGUUCCAUGAUGCCUUUAGAAAAGAGCACGCGAGUAUCAAUGGGCUUGAAUGGUGACCUGUUCUUCUCCAAUGUUCUGGCUAUAGAUGCCACCACAGAUUACAGCUGUAACGCUCGCUUCGGUUUCACCAUUCAACAGAAGAACCCGUACAACCUCAGAGUCCAAACCAAUGAGCCUUAUAAUGACACCUUAGUCAACUCCACUGAUGUGUACGGUGCACGUAAUGUGGCAGAAACGCAACCCAAACUUCUGUCUCCAAAGGGCUUGUCCAGCUCCAAAAUGGUGCUGCGGGGGGAAGAGCUUCUGCUAGAGUGUAUAGCUGCUGGAGUCCCAACUCCUACCAUCAACUGGUUCAAAAGAGGGGGAGAUCUUCCCAAACAAAAGGUCAAAUUUGGUAACUAUAAUAAAACGUUACAUAUCCUCAACGUGUCUGAGGAAGACUCCGGAAGCUACACCUGCAUGGCCAGCAACAAGAUGGGCAGCCUUCGACAUUCUGUUGACGUACAGGUCAAAGCCGCUCCAUUUUGGCUGGAUAAGCCCACCAAUCUUGUGCUUGCCCCUGAUGAGAAUGGACGAUUGGUUUGUCGUGCAAAUGGAAACCCAAAGCCCACUAUCCAAUGGCAAAUGAAUGGGGGACCGAUAGAUGGACUGCCAAACCAGCAAGUGGAGGGUGAUACCAUCAUGUUCCAUUCGGUGCAGAUCGGUGGCAGUGCGGUGUACCAAUGCAAUGCAUCUAAUGAGCAUGGAUACCUACUGGCCAACGCCUUCGUCAACAUCUUGGACAUGGUUCCGCGGAUGCUAGGCCCGAAGAACCAACUUAUCAAAGUGAUCGAGAACAACAGGACUUUCCUUGACUGCCCUUACUUUGGCUCCCCGUUCCCUGUGCUGCGCUGGUUCAAGAAUGGCCAUGGCAGCGGUCUCGAUGGUGGACAGUAUAAGGUGUAUCACAAUGGUACAUUGGAGAUCACACAUGCGCGACCUGAAGAUCAGGGCACGUACACCUGCGUCGCCGGUAACAUUCUGGGCAAGAGUGAGAAUAAGGUGAUGCUGGAGGUCAAAGAGCCCACAAGAAUAGUUCGGGCCCCAGAGCAUGUGACAGGACCCAGUGGAAGCACAGCUCGCUUUGACUGUCGAGUUAAACACGAUCCGUCACUUCCCAUUACCAUCACAUGGCUAAAAGAUGACAAGCCUUUGAGCUUCGGCUGGCUGGGCCGGUUAAAAAAGAAUGAUGAAUCCAUGACCAUUCACAAUAUCAAUCCAGAGGAUUCAGGGACGUACACAUGCACUUCCAAAACUGAGAUAGAUGAAGACUCUGCCUCUGCUCGCCUUACUGUUACAAUGGAUGACAACUCGUCUGCCUCAAAUCGUAGUGCCUCUGCAGGUCGACCCGACCCCCCUCAGGAUCUUGAACUGUCUGAUCCUCUAGCUCGCAGUGUCAGACUCACCUGGGUGCCUGGAAAUGAAAACAACAGCCCUGUUACACAUUUCCUCGUCCAGUUUGAAGAGGACAGAUGGGAGCCGGGGAAGUGGCAGAACCUGUCAUUACACGAUGGCAACCUGAACUCAGUUAACCUGCAGCUGUCACCCUUUGUCAACUACCAGUUCAGAGUCAUAGCCACCAAUGCAGUGGGUCAGAGUCAACCCAGCCUCCCCUCUUCACGCUAUCAGACCAGCGGCGCUCCUCCUGAUGUGGUUCCAAGUGGUCUUAAAGGAUGGGGAAGCAAGAAGAACAACAUGGAGAUCACUUGGCAGCCCCUGCUGAACACAGAGAGAAACGGUCCGAACAUGCGAUAUGUUCUCUGGUGGAGAAUGGAAAACACAGAUGAAGAAUGGAAGAACAUUAGCACCACUAAAACAAAGCACACUAUCCAUAAUAUAGACACCUACGUUCCUUAUGAAAUCAAAAUACAAGCCGCCAAUGACUUCGGGCUUAGUCCGGCGUCUAAUGUUGUCAUUGGUUAUUCUGGCGAAGACAAACCAUCAGCUGCACCUACAAACCUCAGGGUGUCAAAGAUCAACAGCACCAAAGUAAAUGUUCACUGGGUCCCCGUGGACCCCAGCAAUGUGAACGGAGAGUUUAAGGAAUACAAAUUGUACUACUGGAGGGAGGCCAGUCUGAUUAAGGGCCUGAAAGUGAACAGGACAAAGCUGCACAAAGGUUUCUACACAACGGCCGAACAUCCCUCUGGCAUCCUCACUGAACUCUAUCCUUACAGCAAAUACAAGACCUACAUGGUCGUGGCUAACCGAGAGUUUGAGGGUCCACAGAGCAACCAUGUGGAGUUUGAAACAAAAGAGGGAGAGCCGGGCGCCCCAAAGUAUUUCAAGAUUCAGAAGCACACAGAUGUGGUCCACCUGAAGUGGGAUAAGCCCCUGGAGCCAAAUGGGGUUCUGAUUGGAUACACGCUUCAGUAUCACACAGUAAAUGGGACACAAGAGGGAGAGAGGAUGGUCCAGAGUUUCCCCCCCAACGUGACGGAGUACAUCAUGAACCUGCCUCACCGUUUCACAAGAUACAAGUUCUACCUAGCGGCUCGUACACAGGUGGGCGCUGGAGAGGUCUAUGUCAUGGAGUCGCCACUUUUCACAAAUGAAGGCACCCCAGAUACUGACUCAACAGUUGUAGCGGUUAACUUUACAGAUGCCUUGAUGUUCGAAACCCCUCCCCCUCCCCUAUCCACUGUCCCAGUCCCCGAAAUACUUACCCCAGAACCAGCCACACCUGCCCCUACAACUGCUGCUCCACCUAAACCUACAACAACCACUACCACUACCACAACAACCACAACUACAACUGCAGCUUCGACUACAGUUGCUUCAGUUCGGCCGGUUUCUCCCAAAACUGUGGACUGGAAACUUCUGGCCCCGAAUGUAAAGAUCUGGAAUGUGACCGUGGAGGUUAACAGUGACCAUGCUAAUGUCAGCUGGAAGCACAACUUCUCCGUUGACAGCAGCGUGUUUGUGAUAGAGUACACGCCGGAGAAUAAGAGCCAGACGCAUCUACCGAGAGCUGAAGGUAAUGCUAUAAUGAAAAGCUUUCAAGUAAACCGCGGGCCUCCCAUUAAGCUGUCCGGGCUGUUGGACGGGGUCAAGUAUCGGUUGCGGGUGUAUUCCCACGAGCACCACUCCAUCAGCAGUGACUAUGUCACGUUCGAGACAGCCUACAAGGAGUCUGAAGACAUCGCUACUCAGGGCUGGUUUAUUGGGCUCAUGUGUGCCGUCGCUCUGUUGGUUCUCAUCUUGCUCAUCGUCUGUUUCAUCAAGAGGAGUCGUGGAGGAAAAUACAAAGUGAGCGAAAAGAAAGACCUCCCGUUAGAUGCUGUUGAACAUAAAGACCAAGAUGGAUCAUUUGACUAUCACAGUGACGAGGACAACAAGCCUCUGCAGGGCAGCCAGACCUCUCUGGAUGGGAACGUGAAGGAGAGCGAUGACAGUCUGGUAGAUUAUGGUGAAGGAGGGGACGGUCAGUUCAAUGAGGACGGCUCCUUCAUUGGCCAAUACACAGUUAAGAAGGACAAAGAGGAAACGGAGGGAAACGAAAGCUCAGAGGCCACGUCACCCGUUAAUGCCAUCUACUCUCUGGCAUAGCACCUUGAGCCGGAGACGGCACCACCAGCAGGCCGGAGGGUGCCACUACGCACUAAAAUAAUAUAUAUACAGAGAGAGUUAUGAAAAAGUAUUCAUAUUCAAAGCACUGGAGUGCAUGAUCCUAAACAAAGUAUGGGGAAGUUAAGAAGAGAAACACAGGUGAGACAGGUGGUCUUUGGAAACCAUAUGAGGAUCUGUGAGAAUCACCUGUGUCCCCGUGCCCACCCCCCCACACACACACAAACUUUACGUGUGCCUUUAGGGCAACGGGGUUGAAACGUGGAACUUACAAGCAUUUCGUGUGGCUUAUGCUCAACUUUUUUUCAAAGUUUCAAAUCUGCCCCUCCCUUCUAUUUACUGUAGCUAGCAUCAAAGAAAUGGAAACACAAGCACCGGUUCUGUCACAUAUCAAGUGUGGUUCGACCCAACUGCAGAAGCAAAUACGUUUAUCAUAUUGAUAUUUCCGCAGUGAAUGUUUUUUUCACAGCUGAUAGAUGCGUCCAAACACAUGAAUUGUCUAUACAGUGCUGGCACAGGUUGCUGUGCUAUACAAAGCUAUGCACUAUGUAUUAUCACAUUGCUUUUGGGUUGAAAUCGGACGUCUCAUGUUUCCUUUUUUAUGUUGACUUUGCAAAAAAAGCUAUAUUCCUGCGUAUGCGACUGGACUGAUAUCAUGCUUUCAAUUGCCAUUGAAGCGUUGUUUAUAUAUUUUCACUGGCUGCAACUAUAAAAGGCCACCAAUAUUUAUAGGCUGAGGUUUAGAUGGCACCACUUGUAAAUGACGAUAAAAAUACAUUAUUUUCAAGCAUGGUAGUAUUUUAGCGCAAAGGACAAUGGAAAGUUUCUAAUAAGAGUCAAAUCUCUUAAUAAACACGCAAUGAUAUAGUCAUUUUGUUUAUAAAACUUGCUUUAUAUAGUCUUCAAAGGAGAAUUAGGAUGAUGAUGAAAAAUGGUCACAUUUGUUUUUUUCACCAUGUUGGUUAAGAUCUUGGUUACAGUAUAAGAUUGUCCAAGGAGUCGAAAACCAUUUGGGGUGCAUCAAUACAUUAGUGGGGUGAGAGGCUGUUUGAGGCAGACAUUAAUGACUGAACAGUCAUCAUCCGGACUGAGCAUUUGACCUGAAAUAACAGGUGAUAGCCCAUCAGUUCCUUUCUCAGAAUCUUCGCUGAGAAAAGAUGAAGGACAAAGAAGUCCUUCGUCCAGUAUUGCGUUGCCUUUUUUAGAGCGUGAAGGAGACGUUUUGUGCCACUCACAGUUUGUUCUCAGUUAUUUUGUGGUCUCAAAGUGCUAUCAUUAAGUUUUCUGCCGUGCUGCAGAAUUUUUCAGUCCCUUUCUUUCAGAGGCCUUCACAAUGGGAUCCAAAAGUCAGAGAAAACAAAUACAAGGAAAAGUUUAGUGCAUAAAGCAAAGAAAUUACGUUAAGAAAUGUUUAAAACUGUGCCCUGUGCAUCACAUACAAAUUGGUGAAAUGCAUUCGGUAUCAUUUCUGGGAUAACAUGCAUUACACCUUGUCUACACCGGACGUGGGUCGAUGCGACGCCACACACGGCUUGUUCUGAUGCAUUCUAUUGUCUCUUGACGAGUGUAGACACGGUGUUAUCAUACAAUACAAUAUACAAUAUGAUUAAAAAAAUGUGUACAUUUUUCAUUUAACCUUUUGUCUCAUAUUCCAUUUUAAAUCAAUAUAAUUUAAAUUAUAUUUAAAUUGGAAAUGAAUCAGAAUGGAAGUGUUUUCCGUAGCCGUCCCAAUCUUUUGGAUCCCACUUUAUAUUUAUAUUAUUUAUGGAAAUAAUAGGGACUAAUAUAUUAAUAAUUUAUUGAUGACUGUACAUUCAGUUGUAAUAGCUAAUGUGAAUGAAUGACCCAGCUAUGAUUUUAGAACAUUGUAAAAGCGUCUCUGUGUAAAGUAGGAAUACUUCAGAGAUCAUGUAAAAUAAUGAAAUGUAAUGUCAUCAUUAAAGGGGCUAUGUCUUAUUUGUCAUUUGUGCUGCUCUUUUUAGUAUUACUAUUGUUGUAUCACUGCUGUUGUGUUCAUAUAUUAGAAUUUAUUUAAUGUAAUUUACAUAACAAGAACGAAGAUAAUGUGUAUUUAUUUUUCUCACAUAAGGCCUCAUUAUUGUAAUCAUCUAUGUAAAUAUUCAUUUGGUUUGGUUUUUACGGUUUUACUGUACUACAGUAAGUAUCUGAUUCUAUAAUAAUGAUUAAUAAUAAAAAAAUGCUUUUGGUGCAUCCCAAAUUGAGACUCCAUGCAUGGGUUUGAAUUUGGGUUUAGCCAAAUGGAUUUGGGGUCUUUAAUUGAUAUUUUAAUGAUUUUUGUGUCAUGACAUUUUUGUUGGGUCAUGUAGGUGACAUAAUUAACCUCUUUAAAACGAUCCAGGUUUGUCACUAACCUCCUGAUUUCAAGCACCUGGCAGGCACAUAGUGAUGAUGUAAAUAGCAAAUGCUGUAGAAUUGUACCAUUGUAGCAUUCCACCUACCGAGGAUAAAACAAGCUUUUUGUACUUUUGAACUGUGUUACACAGAAGAAAUGGUUUGUCUUUUCCUGUUCAUGUAUUAUUGCACCAGUCUCCCAUAAUGCCUUUCGCCUCUGACACAUCUAGGCCCAGCAGAUCAUGGGACUGCUCUUUGAAAAGGAUUGAACAUCAGGUCCUAACAUCCUGAUAGAGGUGUGAUGUCAAGUACAAUGCUUUCAGAUUAAAAACAAAUGUGUUUAUGAGAUUCCUUGGACCACACUGUGGACCCCUUCAGUUAUUUUUGUUUUUCCAAUACCUCAAAGCAAUACUCUCCUUAUUUGCCUUUUGACGCUCUGUUUUCUGCACAAUAGGUACCAAAUUAUGCAGUUCAAGUAGUAACUUACUGUACAUGCACUGAUAACAGACUUUGGCCAUUUUGAAGAUGGUGUGAACCUAAAGGCUUAAACGCCUACAACUACUACUUUUAACAUCUUCACAAAUUGUCGAACUGCUGAAGUAUCAACUAUAUAUUCUGUUUUUCUUCUGAUGUUGUAUUAUUUGUGAGCUCAAUAAAUGGCAACAUGCAUUAUCAA